ACCGCGAUGACUGCCUUCGGGAGGGCGUGUCUCGUGCGUAAAACGGUCGUGCUCGUGCUCACCGCGUUACUAUUCUCCGCUUUCCCUGUGUACACUGCAGACUCGGAGAGGGCCUGGAAUGGAUUCGUGACGCCUGGUUCGACCGACCCAACAGCGUUUGUGCCCUACUACGUCCCUCCAGGCGCUCGGAGCUACGAUUCGUCGUCUCCGUUUCUUCACUACUCGGGGAGAUGGAAAGACGCGUACUCAUCCGCGUACGUCCAGAACACAUUGCGGUCUACCUCCGAACCAGGCGCGUCUAUGACCUUCAGCUUCACUGGUACCGGGAUCGAGUGGUUCGGCAAUCAGGACGCAAGACACGGUAUUGCGCAAGUGUACAUCGAUGGCAGGAAGAUGCAGGACGUCGACACGUGGAGCUCCAAGUCCAGGAAGCAGCAGCGCAUCUACUGGAACUUUGACUUGUAUCCUGGCAGGCAUACCAUCAAGAUCGUCAAUGCUGGGCAGAAGAACGUCGACGCGACCGGCACACUAGUAGACAUCGAUGCUCUCGUUGUGGUUGCUGGCCCCCCGCCUGAGGAUUCUUCGGGUGCGGAAUACUUGGACACUGCCGCCCAGCCAAUCCCAGACUACCCACCGCUCUUUGACUUCGUAUCUGAACCUGAUCUCGAUAAGGAGUGGACUUUGGCACAAACUGGGCAUACCGGUGUCUCGGCCAUGCAGCUCUCAAUCAUCUCCGAGUCUCACGCGCUCAUUGUGGACAAGGUAGAACACAACCCUCUGACCAUCGACGGCCAUCCUGCAUGGGCUGCUCUCUACAAUCUCAAGACGCAUUCUGUGACACCUCUGGCUGUGGAAUCUAACUCUUUCUGUGCUGGCGGCACCUUUCUCAGCAACGGCACUCUCAUCAAUGUCGGCGGAAACCCUGUCGUUGAAGACCACACCUCUGCCGCUGAUUUUGGUGAUCUGGACGGGCUACAAGCCAUACGUGUCUUGGACCCAUGUGAGUCCGACGACGUCUCUGGCUGCGGGCUCUACGAGAACCAUGCUCGCAUUCGGUUGGCUAGUCCUCGCUGGUACACCACUGUACUCCGUAUCGCAGACGGAAGCGCGAUGAUCAUAGGUGGCUCGCGCAAGGGUGGCUGGAUCAACAACGUCACGGUCAACAAUCCUACGGUGGAGUAUUGGCCUUCCAAGACCAUCGCUGGCUCGCGUGGAAUGCCCAUACACCUCCCGUUCUUGGAAGACACUGUCGGGGCGAACCUCUUCCCGAUCGCGUUCUCGCUGCCAGAUGGGACAGUGUUCAUGGCCGCCAACCAGGACGCAAUGAUCUACGACUGGAAGGAGAACACCGAGCGUCGGCUGCCACGCCUCCCAAACGGCGUGCGCGUCACCUACCCAAUGGCCGGCACCGCCGUCCUUCUUCCACUCGCGCCCGAGACGGGGUACGCUCCUGAAGUCCUCAUUUGCGGUGGCUCGACGUUGGACGACACGCAGCCAGGUUACACGAUCACCUCGCAAGACCCUGCCUCAACGCAGUGUGUACGCAUGCUUCUGACCGAGGCGGGCAUCGUCGCUGGCUGGGUCAUCGAGUAUAUGCCGGAGGCUCGCCACAUGCCCGACGCGGUCCUCCUUCCCACAGGCGACGUGCUCAUCGUCAACGGCGCUGGCUCCGGUAUCUCUGGCUAUGGCAACGUCGUCGGCCAAAUCGGUGCGUCGAACGCGGACAACCCCGUCCUCACGCCUGUGCUGUACCAUCCCGCCGCUCCGCUUGGCCAGCGGUUCUCUCAGGAGGGCAUGCCGACGAGCGACAUACCGAGGAUGUACCACUCUGUGGCAACGCUUACGCCUAGCGGGGAGGUCAUGAUCGCGGGGAGCAACCCGAAUCUCGACCGGAGCGAAAUCGAGUACGGGACGGAAUAUCGUGUCGAGUGGCUGGGUCCGCCUUACGUGACCAAAGCGAGACCUGAGAUCGUCGAGAAGCCGGAGAUCAUUGGAUAUGAUGAAGUCGUGUCGUUCAACGUCGCGAUCCCGGACAGCUCGUCCCACAGUGCAGACAUCAAGGUGGCACUCAUGGAUCUUGGCUUUGUGACGCAUACUGUUCACGCCAACUCUCGGCUGGUGUACCUCACAUCGUCCUUGUCUGAGGAUGGGCAGACGAUCACGGUGGCUGGUCCUCCGGAUGGCGGUGUAUAUCCUCCUGGCCCCGGCUUUUUGUACCUCGUCGUGGACGGUAUCCCGAGUGUCGGCGCGAAGGUCAUGAUCGGCGAUGGAGAAGAUCCACCGUUUGACGAAGGCGCACUUGCCAAGUAAGUUGUGUCCCACUACCCUAUAUGCUUGCUGACGGGCCAUUACAGUAUGCUCGCUGCGACGGAGGUCGAUCAGUACGAGAAGAGCAAAAUGAAGGGCAAAGGCAAGCACAAGACCUCGAAACCGCACUCCGC
Fomitopsis serialis is the source of this 2441-nucleotide messenger RNA. RefSeq names its product copper radical oxidase. Bases 7 to 2310 code for a protein of 767 amino acids. Lineage: Eukaryota; Fungi; Basidiomycota; Agaricomycetes; Polyporales; Fomitopsidaceae. The transcript is spliced from 2 exons. The record is from RefSeq and is a predicted model, not a curated record.